AUGAGACGAUCUCUCAACCUCGGGUACUCGAUCAUAAGACGAUCUCUCAACCUCGGGUACUCGGUCAUAAGACGAUCUCUCAACCUCGGGUACUCGAUCAUAAGACGAUCUCUCAACCUCGGGUACUCGAUCAUAAGACGAUCUCUCAACCUCGGGUACUCGAUCAUAAGACGAUCUCUCAACCUCGGGUACUCGAUCAUAAGACGAUCUCUCAACCUCGGGUACUCGAUCAUAAGACGAUCUCUCAACCUCGGGUACUCGGUCAUAAGACGAUCUCUCAACCUCGGGUACUCGAUCAUAAGACGAUCUCUCAACCUCGGGUACUCGAUCAUAAGACGAUCUCUCAACCUCGGGUACUCGAUCAUAAGACGAUCUCUCAACCUCGGGUACUCGAUCAUGGGAUAUCUUCUCGACUUGUGA
Molecule: messenger RNA, 420 nt
Organism: Guillardia theta CCMP2712
Lineage: Eukaryota; Cryptophyceae; Pyrenomonadales; Geminigeraceae
Exons: 1
Coding region: 1-420 (139 amino acids)
Source: RefSeq, a predicted model, not a curated record